Stegastes partitus (bicolor damselfish) is the source of this 2589-nucleotide messenger RNA. Its product is annotated as protein max-like. The record is from RefSeq and is a predicted model, not a curated record. Gene Ontology annotation, cellular component: RNA polymerase II transcription regulator complex. Gene Ontology annotation, biological process: positive regulation of transcription by RNA polymerase II. The coding region runs from base 854 to 1369 and encodes 171 amino acids. The transcript is spliced from 3 exons. Gene Ontology annotation, molecular function: protein dimerization activity; DNA-binding transcription factor activity. NCBI's taxonomy places the organism in Eukaryota, Metazoa, Chordata, Actinopteri, Pomacentridae.
AGUCAGUUUUAUGAUGGUAGAAUUUACAUCAUCUCUAUUUGAAGAGUUCAUUUGCAACAUGCAAAAUGCCACAGCUACUCUUCCUGAGGUCCAACAGAAUUAUAUAUAAACAAGAAAACAGGAAAAUAUUGUAAAAACAAAGGAAAACAAAAGCCACGUGAGCGUUCCUCACAUUUUGAUAUACACAUUGUGAGAAACUAUCUUGUGCAUUAUCAUUUCAUUAUUAUAUUUUCUGUAUAUAUGUACAUAUAUUUCAACCAUAUAUACAUGUCAUAUAUACAGAUCUGCCUACACUAUACUAUACUAUACUAUACUAUACACAUACAGAUGUGCUACCUUGACACAGCAUCUGUCCUGAAGCUGAGCUAACUGACUAGCCGAUGCUAAAGAAUCAGACUUUAAACGUCUCUCCACAUCACCCUGCAGAUGUUACAGGAUGUAGUUUGCUAUUGUGAACAUUUUAUUAGCCACGUACUUGCCAAACAAACUGGAUAGACACUUAUUUUAUUUUGCUGCAGAACAAAAUGUUGUUUUUUUGGCGUCUACUCGUUCAGGUCAGUCGUAAAAGAGCAAAGAGGAGGCAGACGUUAGAGUCGAAACCGAGCUCCUGUGAAGGACGUUUGUUGAGCCUGUCACAAUGUGCUGAGCCAACCCUUUAAGCAACUGAAAGCAAACAGAGAUCACGUUCUGGUAAACAUUAUACUUACACCACAGGUUCCUGCUGUGUUAUGUCAUUAAAAUGAGAUUAACUCAUGUGCUCGCCAUGACCUUUUAAAGCCGCAGCGCUCGCUUAUCGCAGCCGCAAAUCACCGCCUUUUAAACGGUUGUUGAGAGAAUCACAUGAAAUUCAAAUAUGUUUCUUAAAUUGUGGAUUUUAUCUCGUGCAUUUGUUGUUGUACGUUUUAUGAAGUUCCAGUCCAAACUUUGCUCUUUGCAGGCGGACAAGCGAGCACAUCACAACGCGCUGGAGCGCAAACGCAGGGACCACAUUAAAGACAGCUUCCACAGUUUACGAGAUUCUGUGCCUGCAUUACAAGGAGAGAAGAAUUCUAUUAAACAGGCUUCCCGAGCACAGAUUCUAGACAAAGCCACGGAGUACAUCCAGUACAUGAGGCGAAAAAACCAUACCCACCAGCAAGACAUCGAUGAUCUGAAGAAGCAGAAUGCACUGCUGGAGCAGCAGGUUCGUGCACUGGAGAAGGCCAAGGGGAACACUCAGCUCCAGACAAACUACUCUUCUGACAGCAGCUUGUACACAAACCGUAAAGGGAGCGCGGUGUCCGCCUUCGACGGCGGCUCCGACUCCAGCUCCGAGUCAGAGCCGGACGAGCCGCCCAACAGAAAGAAGCUGCGCGUGGAGCCCAGCUAGACUCGGGCGGCCCCCCCCAGCCCGGCUUUUGAGACUCUUUGUACCCACCAGCCCCAGCUCCUCUUACCUGUCCGCACUGAGUCCUGCCUUCUUACGCCAGUCCAGGAGACACGGUGGCGACUGUGUGAGAGAGGUGCUGUCAUGUAUAAAACGCUUCUACCUUCCUUUGUCCUCCUGGCAAGCAUCCUGUCACUCCUUUUGUGGCCCAGCAACAACAACAACUUUUAAGAUCCCCCAAAGUGAGGCAGCUCUGCAGUUUUGAAGAACUUGAUGCUUUUACAACCUCAUGGUAACCAUUCAUAAUCAAACGUGGAAAUGACAAGGUAUGAGGCUUUAGUAAAGCUACGAGAAAAACACAAAAACAAACAAAAAAAACUUUUCUUUGUUCUGGUUGUUUUGAACAACCUCUGCAAUCUGUUAGAGUUGUGAAACUUUCCCGCCUUUGACAAAUGCUAAUUAGGGAUAGUUUACCUUUUUAAUAUUCAUAUUUUUCCAGAAAAGAAUGUGAAGUUGCUUUUGAGAAAAAAAACAAACUGUCUGUUACGCAAGAUGCAACCCUCCUUAUUCAGUGUAGGUGGCUGAAGUUUUUGUCUUUGAAAUGUUUGUGUAAUCAAAUGAAUCCCUCUAUUUAUAGUGAUGCACCAAAAUUAAUUUCUUACCCUUAUAUAUAUAUUCUUAUGUCUGAUCUCCAUCGCGUUUGGCUUGAGAUUUUCCAGAGAACACGGGAGGAUGAACGGGUUGACCUGCUGUUUUGGUGGAUUUUCACAGGUUCAACGAUCCUCUAUUUUUAUUGUUAUUAUUAAAUAAAAUGUGGGUAUAAAAUAAUACAAAAAAAAUCCCCUAAUGGAUACUGAAUGUUACACAAUGCAGUUAAAGGGCAGUGACCUUUAUUUUUGUUAAUGGAAGUCCAUUUCAGUGUGUAGUAUAUAACACUGUAUACUCUUAAAUGGUGUCAGUUCUGCAAAGAAAAAGCCUUCCCUUGAAAUAUUUGCCUGUGCUGGGAACGUUUAUCUUUCUUUUGUUCUUUUUCUUUUUCUUUUUUUUCUUUUUCUUUUUUUUUUUUGCAGAGGUAAAUUAGUGUGUACGUAAUCGAUAUUUGUUUGUUCCAUUCCAUGGAAAUUACAGGUAUGUUGUACAUACUGCCAACGGUUGUCUUGCAAGUUGAGGCAUACCUUUAUUAUGAGACUAUAAAUAAAACUAUUUUAUCCUUUUUGGAUGUA